AUGGAUCUUAUGCGGGGCGUGCCGCUUCACGUGGCCCUAAGCGGCUGGGCAAAGCAUUGGGUGUCCCUCAACGGCAUGUUCAACCUGAGCCCCUCCAGCUACCAGCUCAGCAGGCCGGUGGAGAGCUUGGAGAACUUCCUGAGCCAUGACUGGGCGACUUCCCGCUGGCUGAAGCUUCUGUCCCUCUUGAUUAUCUUCAACAGCAAGCCCGCUGCGGUGGCCACCUUCCUGGUGAGUAUCUCUGUGGGCCUGGUGGCGAUCUUUUUGCAGCUUCCGCAAGAGUCAUGGGUCUGGCUCACGCUUCCCGGGCACAUCACCUGGCUGCUGGUGUUCUGCUUUUGGCAGCGUCUCCGGAGCUUUGUGACCCAGCCGACCAUGGUGUUUAUGGACAAGAUUUGCAUUGCCCAGCACGACGAUAACUUGAAGGAAAGGGGCAUUCUGGGUUUGGCUGCCUUCGUGCGGAGUUCGAAUAAGCUCACCAUCCUUUGGUCGCCGCGGUACUUUACAAGGCUCUGGUGUUCUUUCGAAAUAGCGACCUUUCUCCGUGAUGCGAGCAGAAGUGGUCCGAAGCUCAAGCCGAUCGAAAUUAUGCCUGUGAAGAUGGCGUUUCUGCUGGUGAUCUUGGCCAUCCACGCCCAUGCGCAGAGCUUGGGCUUCCGGUUCUUGUCCUACAUGGCCUCCCAGGCCCAGAGCUCCCGGGGACUCUGGGUGUUUCUGUUAGCAGUGAUCACUCUUGAAGCCUUGCUGGCACAGCCCUUCAUUUUGUACAUCGGCAUCGACCUCAUGAAGGAGGUGGAAGAGCUACCAAGGCAGCUCAAGGCCUUCAGCAUUCGUUCGGCCCAAUGCUUUUGCUGCUCCAACGGGCACUUGAACCCUGAGACCAAGCAGGCCCUUCCCUGCGACCGGCUGCUAGUGUACCAGACCCUCAGGGAGUGGUUUGGCAACGAGGAGGACCCCAGCGUCGACUACUUGGACACUUUCGAUACCUUGGUGCAGAAGCGUUUGUUUGGCAAGGUCAUGAGGUCCGUGACAAGUGGUUGGUACAUCAGCUACUCCCUCACCAUGAUGUUUGUGGCCAGUAUGCCGUAUUUUACUCUAUGCAUGUUGGAGACGGCACAUGGGCCGGAUUCUUUGGAAGGCGAAUUAUGGAUUUGGCUGGUGCGGCAGUUUCUGAAGGCUGCCAAGUACCCAGCGCUGAACGUUUUGACCUUCUGCACUUACAUGGCCAUGUUCAAGCUUGGCGCGGUACUGAUGAGGCGGUGGUCCCAGCUGGUGUCCACCGUCCUCCUGGUGCCUUUGACCCUGGCGUUGCUCCUCGUGUGGUUUGUGCCGGUGGAGAUGAGCUUCAGCUUCACCGGCGGCCUGCUGCCCUUGGCGGCAGUGCUCUGCGAGGCGCUGCUGGCGGGGCUCCUGUGGUACCUCACCUUCCCCAGCGCGGAGCCGUGUGAGGCGAAGGACGUGAAGAUGCACCACGUGGGCUCCGUUGGCUCCAUCCCAGCCCUCGAUGCCUAUGAUGCCUUCUCAAUCUGA
Messenger RNA from Effrenium voratum, 1530 nucleotides. NCBI's taxonomy places the organism in Eukaryota, Dinophyceae, Suessiales, Symbiodiniaceae. The record is from the annotation of a GenBank genome assembly.